AGCCAACUGAUCAUUAAGUGAAAAGUGUGAAAAAUGGAGAAUUAUUCAUAUCACGUCUUGCAAACAUUACAGAAAGAUCAAGACAGGACCUUGAUGAUUGUUGAUAAUGAUGCCAUUACUCGUGGUGCUUUUCAUUCUCGUGUGUCUCAAGUAGCUCAUUUAUUGAGAGAGGCAGGCCUAAGGCCAGGGGAUAGAGUGUUACUAGCAGUGUCUCCGUCAUUGGACAUGUUUACUGUCAUUGUAGCAAUAUUUGCACUAGGUGGUACUAUUAUACUGAUUGAUCCAACAAUGGGACUAGAGAGGUUCAAUUAUUGUGUUGGUAAAGCAAAUCCUGUUAUGUGUGUAUGGAUGAAAGGUACAAAAAUGAAGUGGCUGAAGUACAUAUUUCCAUCAAUUAAAGCAAUACCUAAACUGCUUGAGAUUGAUUAUUCAUCAUCUUUGUUAACUAAUUACAAUGAUUUAAUUAUGCCGGAGAAUGUCAUCAAUACUGAACACGCCCUGAUAACCUUUACCACUGGGAGCACUGGUAUGCCUAAGCUAUUGCUCCGUAAACAUGAGUUUCUGCUCUUCCAGUCAAAGUGUAUAUCAAAAAUGUAUGACAAGUAUAUGAAAGAAAUCAUAAAACUUGAUGAAGAAGAAUGCGGCGGUCUUACUAACCUUGCUGUCUUCCCUCUUCACUUUUUAAAAGUGGGUGGUACUGGUGGUUUGUUCUCUCGUUUUACCACAUGCGAUCCAGCUGACGUCAUUCAAACUCUAACGAAAUACAAGAUGAAUUUUUUGGGAGGAUCGUUACACUUUUUGCACCGUGUGGCUAAAUAUGCAUCAGAGAAUGGCAUCAGUCACUUACCAGUUCAAUUAGCAUUAGUAGGAGGAUCGACUAUAUAUCGUGGUCCACUGCGUACUAUUUCAAGUGUCAUUAAAGACAGUAAUGUACUGAUAGCCUAUGGCAGUACAGAGGCCGAGCCGAUUAGUGUAAUAUCUGUCAAAGAGAAGCAGCUACUGGAGGCAGAUGGACCAGAUGCACUGUGUGUUGGUAAACCAUUUGUUGAGGACAGUGUCAGAGUCAUUCCUGUACAAGAUGAUUCAAAAGUAUUCAGUGAUCCUGUUGAUAUUGACUCAUUACGCUCUGAUUGUGGUGAAAUAGGAGAGCUAUUAAUAUCAGGAUGGCACGUCAAUACUAAUGAGGUUGAGGCUAAGCGUCUCAUUACAGAUAUUAAUGGUAGGGUGUGGCUAAGGAUUGAAGAUGCUGGCUAUGUUGAUAAAGAUGGUUACAUUUGGCUGGUGGGAAGAGCAAAAUGGAGAGUAGUAGACACCAAGAAUGGGAAGACAUACUGGUCAGCAAUUGUGGAACAAAAGAUACUGGAUAGAACUAGCAAGAUUACUUUUGUUGCUUAUCUCAAUCACAAAGGGAGAGCUUAUUUGUUCAUUGAAGCACCAGAUGGACUGCCUCUCAAGGAAAAAGAAGCUUUGGAUUCCUUUAUUAAACUGGAGGGUGUCCCAGUUGAUGAGCUUGUUAUCAAACCACACAUUGCUAAAGAUCGUCGUCACGCCUCUAAGCCUAACACUGCCGUCCUUUUUGCUGAAGGAAAUCAAAAAUUAAAAGAUGCUUUGACGCUAGUCAAGUUUGUCAUCAUCAGUAAUCCCCUUGUUAUUUUAUUGCUAUUAUUAAUUCAAUUGUUUAUGGUUUUUGUUGCAUUUUAUCUUUUCACUGCAUGAGGAACAAUAUCUACAACUUUUUAAAAGUAAUGAGUAAUGACAUAAUUUGAGCAACUUCUUUAUGAUUCAUAAUGAAUAUC
Molecule: messenger RNA, 1796 nt
Organism: Amphimedon queenslandica
Lineage: Eukaryota; Metazoa; Porifera; Demospongiae; Haplosclerida; Niphatidae
Product: putative acyl--CoA ligase YdaB
Exons: 11
Coding region: 34-1716 (560 amino acids)
Source: RefSeq, a predicted model, not a curated record